AUGGAUGGACGGUGGGGAUUCAAGCUGUUCAAGUUCAGGAUGAUGUUAAUGCUGGUCUUGUCACUGUUUGAUCAGAACAUGAGCUUUUCCUCGGCUUCCAACAGUGAAGGUUUGGCUUUGUUGAGGUUCAGAGAGAGAGUGGUGAUCGACCCUUUUGGUGCUUUGUGGAACUGGAAGGAAAAUGAUGGAGAGAUUGAUCCCUGUUCUUGGUUCGGGGUCGAGUGCUCCGAUGGAAAAGUAGUCAUUCUAAAUUUGAAAGAUCUUUGCCUUGUUGGGACCCUGGGACCUGAGGUUGGGAAGCUGGGGUAUUUAAAAUCUAUCAUAUUGCGCAACAAUUCUUUUUCAGGAACCGUUCCUGAAGAAAUCUGGGAAUUGAAGGAGCUGGAGGUGUUGGAUUUAGGAUACAAUAACUUUAGUGGACCAUUUCCAUCUAAUUUUGGCAAUAAUCUUUCCCUCACAACUCUUUUACUCGACAACAAUGAGUUUCUUGGCAGCCUAGCACCUGAAUUGAAUGAGGUUAAGAAGCUUUCCGAAUUUCAAGUAGAUGAGAAUCAGCUGACUAAUGGUGCUACUAGACCAUCUUGUAAAAAUGGAGGUUUUCCUCGGAACAUUGCGCAGCCAGAAGAUGUAGUUCACUGGAGGCGGCUGCAGCAGGUAGUAGAUACCUCAAAUGCAGUGAAAGCCAAUGAAAGGGAUUCCCAACUGUCACCAUCACCUUCAAUUGCACCUAAUCAUCUGUCUUCACCAUCAGAAUCCCCAUUUUCACCUUCAGUGUCACCUUCACCAUCAUCCUUGUCACCAUCUCUAUCUCCAUUGGAGUCGCCAUUUUCGUCUCCAGCAGCGUCCCCCUCUAGUAUCUUUUUGCCACCUUCACCUUCACCUGCACUAGCACCGACUCCAGCUUCACAACCUCCUGUUGAUCCACCAGUAUUUAUCUCUGAACCACCACAAUCACAUGGUGUCCCUACCAAUUUCCCUGCUUCAACUCCAAGCCAAAUAGCAGAUGAGAGUUCUGACAUAAAGCAUCAUAUGGUUCUAGUUUUGGUUGCAAGUAUUGGGGGUUCUGUGUUUGUUUUGAUUUCAGUCCUAGGCAUUGUCCUCUUCCGAAGUAGCAAGGUAGUUACCGUAAAACCUUGGGCCACUGGAUUAAGUGGGCAGCUGCAGAAGGCAUUUGUAACAGGUGCACCAAAGCUCAAGCGAUCAGAACUUGAAGCAGCCUGUGAAGAUUUCAGCAACAUAAUUGGCACUUUUUCGGAUGGCACAGUCUAUAAGGGAACUCUAUCAAGUGGGGUUGAAAUAGCCGUGACAUCAACUGCAGUUGCAUCUCGUGAAGAUUGGUCAAAGAAUUUAGAAACACAAUUUAGAAAGAAGAUAGACACAUUGUCUAAAGUGAACCACAAGAAUUUUGUGAACCUCAUCGGCUAUUGCGAAGAAAAUGUGCCUUUCACAAGAAUGAUGGUUUUUGAGUAUGCUCCUAAUGGAACACUCUUUGAGCAUCUACAUAUACAAGAAGCCGAGCACUUGGACUGGGGAAUGCGAUUGAGAAUAGCCAUGGGAGUAGCAUACUGCCUUGAGCACAUGCAUCAGCUAACUCCACCUAUAGCCCCUAGAAACCUGCAGUCUUGCUCUGUCUAUCUGACUGAAGACUAUGCUGCCAAAAUAUCUGAUUUCAGCUUCAUGAAUAAUGCUACCGCAGCCAAGGUGGGAUCAGCUACCAUGGAGCUCUUAGAAUCCCCAUCAGCAGAUGCAGACAGCAACGUUUACAGCUUCGGUGUAAUAUUGUUUGAAAUGAUAACUGGUAGGAUCCCAUAUUCGGUUGACAAUGGCUCUCUUGCAGACUGGGCCUCCGACUAUUUGAGAAGGGACCAACCCUUGAAAGAAAUGGUGGAUCCAACUCUUAAAUCUUUCCAAGAAGAUGAGCUAGAGAAACUUUUUGAAGUGAUUAAAAGUUGUGUUCAUCCUGAUCCUAAAGAGAGACCAACAAUGAGAGAAAUCGCAGCUAAGUUGAAAGAGAUCACAGCAAUGGGACCUGAUGGAGCAACUCCAAAACUAUCUCCCCUUUGGUGGGCCGAGCUUGAAAUCCUGUCUACAGAAGCAAGUUGAUCAGUGAAGUUGAAACCUGAAUAAAUUUGCAUUCUCUUUUUUCCGUGUUUUUGUUGUUGGGUUCUGAACCAUAUGGAGCUUCGGGUAGAUUCUGGUUUCUCUAAUCUAAUGCCUGGUAAGGAGAAAUGAUUCUUUGUAUAUACUGAGAGAGGAAGAGUUGCUGGCCUUGGUUUGCUGCUACUACAUUCUUUUCGUUUUUUUUUCCCUUUCCAUUUCCUCAUUUGUUCAUUCAUAUGUUAAAAUGGGUUGUAUAAAUUCCAGUACAACAGCUUGGGAGAUGAAUAGAUGUUGAUUCUCUUCCCUUUAUCCUGUAUCAGUAUGUUUUAAACCAUCUGAUCACUCUUACCUCCGAAA
Theobroma cacao (cacao) is the source of this 2457-nucleotide messenger RNA. NCBI's taxonomy places the organism in Eukaryota, Viridiplantae, Streptophyta, Magnoliopsida, Malvales, Malvaceae. The record is from RefSeq and is a predicted model, not a curated record.